AGAAUGGCUUCAUCAAACUGUGCAAUUCUCCGCCGGUGACCACCGUCUCCGUGGCCACGCACCGUCUUACUCUUGCUUAUUUACUGUACUGCUUACCUGCCAUGGAUGAUACCCAGUCAGUUGCUUUGCUCUUAGCUUCAACAAACUCUAAAAUACAACAACUUCAGAAAGCAUUUGCUGAGCUAGAAAGUCACCGAGCUGUAACCCUUAACUUGAAAUGGAAAGAAAUUGAGGACCAUUUUCAUGGGCUUGAGAAGUCCUUAAAGAGGCGUUUUACUGUGCUUGAAGACCAAGAAAAGGAGUUUGAAACAAAAACAGUUCAAUCGCAACAAGUGUUGGAGAAGCGUCAAGCUGCUGUUUUCACCAAGGAAGAAGCUUCAUUGGUGAAGCUUCAAGAAAAGAGAGAUUCUGCUGUCACUGCUAUCGCUUACACUUUAGGCAAACACAGAAACGGAAAUAUAGACCAAGAUUGUGCUAGCUUUGUGGAAGAAAAACAAUCUAUGCCUGAAUGUACCAUAAAUAGUAUGCAAAAGUUAACUGAAAAUGAUGUGGAAAAGCUGUCUAAUCCCCAACUUGUUCAAUUAUGCAAGAAGAUGGAUUCUGGAGGGCUGCACAAAUUCAUAUCAGAUAAUCGUAAGAAUCUUGCUUCCAUAAAGAGCGAGAUUCCAAUUGCAUUAAAAGCUGCAGCCGAUCCUGGUGGCCUGGUCUUAGAUUCACUCAAUGGUUUCUACAUAGAUGGGAAAAAAGAUUCGAAUCUUUUAGGUCUGCAAAGAACAUGUAUCAUGUUGAUGGAGUGUCUUAGCCUCCUGUUAACAAAUCUAGAUGCAAAUACAGUCUGCAAGUUAAUCUCUGAUGACGUGAAGGCCCGUGCAAAGGUUAUUGCUGAAGAUUGGAAGUCCAAAUUAAACGAUCUUGAUGUGGAUGCUAGCAAUGGGAACUCAUUGGAGGCUCAUGCUUUCUUACAACUUGUUGCUACGUUUGGUAUUGAUUCUGAUUUUGUUCAGAACGAUUUGUCCAUGUUGAUACCAAUGGUAUCUCGUCGUCGCCAGACGGCUGAUCUUUGCCGCUUUCUUGGAUUGUCCAAGAAUAUGCCAGAUGUAAUUGAUGUGUUAGUCAAUAGUGGAAGGCAUAUCGAUGCCGUUAACCUAGCAUUUGCAUUCGAGCUUACUGAGCAGUUUGCUCCUGUUUCAUUGUUGAAAUCCUACCUGAUCGAGGCAAAACGACAUUGUUCUCCCACUACACAGAAUGAUGCCAGUGAAAAAGAGCUGUCUGCUCUGAAAGCUGUCAUCAAAUGCAUCGAAGAUCACAAGCUCGAAGAUCAGUACCCCUCGGACCCACUACAAAAACGGAUUCUUCAGCUGGAGAAGGCCAAGGCCGACAAGAAACGAGCCACAGAAGUUUCGAAACCUCAACUCAAAAGACCCCGAGCCAAUGGCGUAGCUGGAUAUGGGCCUCGUAACACCAACAUUGCUGCCGACAAGAACUUUUACCCUCGAAUGACCAAUAGGUACGCACCACCAACGCAGUCCAUGUAUGACACCAGACCCUAUGGCUACCCUGCGGCAGCUGAGAACCACAUUCCGUUAUUUAUUGGCGGUGUUACGUGUGGUGGGGCCGUUCCAGAGGGUGGUGUAUACCCGUUUUUGGGCGGUGUUACAUACAACAUGGGUCCUAACCAUGGGAAUUACUUUGGAAACGGUUACCAGUAUCAGGCUCCUUAUAUCCACCAAGUUUGUAGGCACGGUACGUGAUCGAACCCUGAUUAUGAUCAUCUAAUCAUCUUUAACUUUUAGGUGUAAAGGUGUUAACCCUUUUAAAGUUAAUCAGAUUUUCGAUUUUAAC
Molecule: messenger RNA, 1842 nt
Organism: Cynara cardunculus var. scolymus (artichoke)
Lineage: Eukaryota; Viridiplantae; Streptophyta; Magnoliopsida; Asterales; Asteraceae
Product: FRIGIDA-like protein 3
Exons: 4
Coding region: 102-1751 (549 amino acids)
Source: RefSeq, a predicted model, not a curated record